Messenger RNA from Dipodomys ordii (Ord's kangaroo rat), 873 nucleotides. It is a transcript of the gene Ptpmt1, whose product is annotated as protein tyrosine phosphatase, mitochondrial 1. Gene Ontology annotation, molecular function: phosphatidylglycerophosphatase activity; protein tyrosine/serine/threonine phosphatase activity; phosphatidylinositol-4,5-bisphosphate 5-phosphatase activity. The record is from RefSeq and is a predicted model, not a curated record. Gene Ontology annotation, biological process: protein dephosphorylation. The transcript has 4 exons. NCBI's taxonomy places the organism in Eukaryota, Metazoa, Chordata, Mammalia, Rodentia, Heteromyidae. The coding region runs from base 168 to 797 and encodes 209 amino acids.
UGUCCGCCCCGGGGGCCCCGGGGCCUGGCCGGGACGCCGGAGACCAGGCGCCGGCGAAACCCGCGCCCACCGCGUCGCCAUCGCCGGAGUCGUCGGGGUCGCGGCCGAGAAUCGCGAGGCCCGGGACCCGCAGGUCGUCCCUGCCACGCCCGGCUCGAUCGGGCGGGAUGGCGGCCACCGCGUGGCUCCAGGCCGGUCUGGCCCGGGUGCUCUUCUACCCGACGCUGCUCUACACGGUGUUCCGCGGGAACGUGCGGGGCCCGGCGCACCGCGAGUGGUACCACCGCAUCGAUGCCACCGUGCUGCUGGGCGCGCUGCCGCUGCGGGGCCUGACGCGCCGGCUGGUACAGGACGAGAACGUGGGCGGGGUGAUCACCAUGAACGAGAAGUAUGAGACCAGGUUCCUGUGCAACUCCUCCAAGGAGUGGAAGAAAGUAGGAGUUGAGCGGCUGCGGCUCAGCACAAUCGACAUGACUGGGGUGCCCACACUGGCCAACCUCCACAGAGGAGUCCAGUUUGUUCUCAAAUACCAAAAGCUGGGCAAGAGUGUCUACGUGCAUUGUAAGGCUGGGCGUUCCAGAAGUGCCACCAUGGUGGCAGCGUAUCUGAUUCAGAUGCACAACUGGAGCCCAGAAGAGGCUAUAGGAGCCAUCACCAAGAUCCGGUCACACAUCUACAUCAGACCUGGCCAGUUGGAAGUUCUUAAAAAGUUCCACAAGGAGAUUUCUGCAAGGGCAACAGAAAAUAACACUACUCACAGAUCUAACACAUCAAAAACUCAAAAUGUCCCUGCUUGAUACAGAAUAAAUUUUAUAGUAAUGAUGGAGUUUAAGCCAAACUUGAUGUAACAGAAAUAUGCUUAGUAAUGGGUAA